Molecule: messenger RNA, 2667 nt
Organism: Akanthomyces muscarius
Lineage: Eukaryota; Fungi; Ascomycota; Sordariomycetes; Hypocreales; Cordycipitaceae
Exons: 2
Coding region: 1-2667 (888 amino acids)
Biological process (GO): dolichyl monophosphate biosynthetic process
Cellular component (GO): endoplasmic reticulum membrane
Molecular function (GO): dolichol kinase activity
Source: RefSeq, a predicted model, not a curated record
AUGGGCGAGCCCAACUCCAGAGAGCUGCUCGGUGGCGUCGAAUUCGACGAGCACGUACACCUGCGCGCAUUGAGCCGCUCGCCACACCCCUACCACCGAGGCCACAACGAGAUUCCCAGCGACUACGACCGCCUGGCGCCGCCGACCAAGGCAGGCGGCUCUUCAAAGACGAUGCGACACGGACAGUUGUCGCCCAUACGACCGUCUGCAUUCUCCAAAGACUCGACCCCCGUCAGUGAUAGCGGCACCGAGGCGGAUGACGAGCAUUUCCUGCGUGGCUUGCCGGCGCCCAAGGUGAAGCUGCACAAGGGGCUGCGGGGCCGCAACGAGGUGCUGUCCGGCACAGCGACCCCCGUCUCGCCGUCCAUCAUAGAAGAGGAGCAGGAACCCUUAUUGAGCAAAGAAUCUGUAUUCAAAGCAGCUCCCUCGGGGAAUAUAAUACUAAGCCCGCUGCGGCGAUAUCGCAAUGUCGUGCGCCGCCUCACGGAGGGGGGCAUCAUAGCGCUCCUUGGCGCAUUCGUCACCACCAAUUCGCACGUGGCACCUAUAUACCAGAAAUGGAACAAAGACUUCAAGCUCUUUCUCGGCCUUGCCACCACAGUCGCAGCCGUCUACCCUCUUCGAGUCCUAUUAUGGUCCUAUCGGAAGCGAAGCCCCUCGCGAUGGCUGCCACUCACGAUACCGGCCAAUUUCGACCCUGCACCCCUAUUAUACCCGCCAGCUAUUACAAUACUGGUCUCUCUUCUAAUUUCUGUCGAUAAUGUGGCCGUGCUUCUGCCGAAUUUGAUUCUCAGCAUCAGCGCUUUGCCGCAACAACUAUUCCCGAAGCUCGAGCACGCCGCGUCUUACGACACUCUGCAAUGGGCAGCGACAUGUCUUCCGCUGCUGUGGGGGAAUGAUUCCGACAGGCAUCUUUAUCAAGACUCUGCCAAUCUACCCCUGUCGGCGGAGGCUAUUGUCCUGCUCUAUCCCUUGCACAGAACUCUGUGCCUUGUCUUGCAUUGCUUGACCACCACCAGUCUGCUGACAGCCGAGCUGCAGCUGCUCUCCAUUGCUCUCAUCGAUGUACUUAUCCUAGGCAGGUCGCCGCAAAUGCAAAUCAUCAAGGCCCUUCUCUGGGGCGGCGGCCUCGGCGUUCUUUUCCUCUGCGGCGCGGUCAUACGAUGGGGCAUCGCGCUGGCCAGAGUUCCCAAGUGGCGCUUCCGCAGACUGCCAAGCGGCCAGAAAUCGCCCAUCUGGAAGUCACUGCUACGGUUGCUCUCGCUGCGAAGACUACGGGCUGAGCUGCGCGGCUUGCAGCCUGAAGAUCCCGCCUAUUCGACCGCAUACUCAUCCGAAGACGAGGCAGAGAGCGGCCCGACCUUUCGCGCACCUUCCAGGGUUCGCACGCUAGGCCCCAUGUCGGCGUGGCCCGGUGCUGAACCUGGCGCUGCCACAGGUACUACCAACUCCGACGAGGAUGUCAUCGAGGGCAUCUCGAGGCGACACACAUUGCCCACCCCGGACAAGCCAGCGCGUCGUGCCAGCGGGCAUACGCCAUCUGGUCGGCGCAAACGUGCCACAUCGCUCUCUGUGCGGCCGUUUCUCAAACUGACCUACGAACAAGCCAUCGUUCGGAAAUGGGCAUACGCGGCCUACGUGUAUGCCUGCAUCAUCCUGCUCAUCUUAGUCGGUGUCCGUACCUACGUCGCGCGCUACGCACUGUCGAGCCAAGAACCCAUCGGCUGGGCCCUCGGCUACCUCUUUGGCGACGUGCCCUGGUUCCGCCUGCAAGUCGUGACAGCGAACCUAGAGCGAUGGAUCUGCCUGCCCCCAAACCACACCAACACGCCCGACGCGGCUGUGGCAGGUCUAGGCUGGGUCGAGACCCUGCGCCUGCAGCACUUUGGCGCUGCCACGACACGUCUUCUUCUCAGCGGCUACUGGCUUGUCAUCCUCCUCGCCGGCCUGCUCGUCGUGUUCCAGCUCAAAGACACGUACGAGGUCGACACGCGCCGCAAGGUCUUCCACUUUAUGAUGGUGGGCAUGUUCCUGCCCGCGCUGUACGUGGACCCCACGUACGCUGCGCUGGCCCUCGGCCUGAUCCUCGCCGUCUUCCUAAUCCUCGACCUGCUCCGCGCCAGCCAGCUGCCGCCGCUGUCGAAGCCCAUUGCCGCGUUCCUGGCGCCGUACGUCGACGGCCGCGACUUUCGCGGCCCCGUCGUCAUCUCCCACAUCUUCCUGCUCAUCGGCUGCGCCAUCCCCCUCUGGCUGGCCUUGGCCACGGUUGGCCGCGCUGGCGAGGGCUACGCCAAGGGUUGGGAGGCGCCCUCACGCGACGCUAGCAUGGUGGCGGGCGUCAUCUGCGUCGGCCUCGGGGACGCCGCGGCCAGCCUGAUCGGCCGCCGCUACGGACACCGCAAGUGGCUCUGGGGCGGCGGCAAGAGCCUUGAGGGCAGCGUCGCGUUUGCGGUGGCCGUCUUUGCGGGCCUGAGCUUCGCGAGCGCCUGGUUGAGGGUCGGUGGCUGGCCGACGGCGGAUGAGCCGUUGGCGGUUUUGGCGGCGGCUAGGAACGCGGGUGUCUGCGCGUCGUUGGCGAGUGUCACGGAGGCGGUCCUGACGGGCGGCAACGACAAUGUCAUUGUGCCUGUUGUUCUGUGGACCUGUGUCAAGAGUCUGGGCGUGUAA